UCAGGACAUCACUGGAAUCACCCCCCAGUAAACCUGUGAAGACUUGAUACUUUUCGGAGAAAAAAGAGGAGCACAUUGGCUUAGUUUCAAAUACGGAAAACGGUUCUUAAGCUUAGAUUACAAAAUCCUUUUCAUGCGCCGCUAGGUGUCACUACACCACUUGGCCACCUUCCAUUUGCUUCCCAAUUCCUUCUUCACCGAAUAUUUAUGGUACCAGAAAAUUAACCCUAACACUGCCCAAAUCCUGGAAGCCUUGUACCAAAUCUUUGUUCUAAAGCAAUGGAUUCCCUAAAGAAAAAGGGGAAGAUGACUGCCAUUUUUACCAACCCUAAAACCAGCGAUAUGGACAACAUGGUUAUGCGGCAGACAUGCACCACUCCGUGUUGUUUCUUUUGUAUCAUGAAAGAGCCAGAACCAUCUCUCAGAAGAGCUGGAAUAGCAAGUUGUUUCAAGGAAAUGCCUCUCAACAGAGAUGACCAACAACAUGUUUUGGUGCUGAGUGGUCUCUGGAAUAUUGCCAUGACGCAGCCAGAUGAUCCAGAGUUCCCAUCCCUCGGCAUCUUUGACUGCAUGGCAAGUUUCAUUGACAAAGGAAUCAAUGAUAGAAGCUGGCUUCUUAGGGACCAGAACAUUUACAUUCCUUACUAUGCUGCUCAUGUCAUUGGUUCUUAUACUAUGAACAAGGUGGAGUAUGCAGAGAAAGCUGUCCUGGCAGGUGUGAUACCUCCAUUAAUGGAGCUUCUAAGAGGAAAGAUAAGUUGGGUUGAGCAAAGAGUUGCGGUUCGAGCUCUUGGUCACCUUGCAAGCUAUGAUAAAACCUUUGAAGCAGUAGCAGCUUACGAAGAGGAGGUGGUGAGACUAGGUAUGCACUUGGCUUCUAAUUGUUUGGAUGAAGUGUAUGUUAAGUUUGUAGGUGUGAAGGGUAAGAGUAAGAGGUCAAGAUAUCACUGUGACUUGCUUACAAGAGGAGUUGGUGGUUUAGAAAUGGAGAACCGAAAGGCUGAAGAAUGGGCUAGUCAGCUCCAGUGCUGGUCUCUCUAUCUUCUCAACUGCUUUGCUUGCAAAGAGAGAUCUUUGAAUCUUAUUUGUAAGCAAGAGUUUUUGACAGAUUUGUCUGGAAUGUGGGGUGGAUUGGGAAAUCACUCAUCACCAGCUGGGGUGGGACUGAUCAGAAUUUUGUGCUACAGUAAAUAUGGAAGAAAAAGCAUCUCUGAAUCUAAGGAGGUCAUAAAGUAUCUAUGUCAUCUCUCGAGAUCAUCAGAUGAUUGGCAGUACAUGGGCAUUGAUAGCUUUCUAUUGCUUCUCAAAGACACAGAUACAAGGUACAAGGUUAUUGAAAUUGCCACCAUGUUUCUCAUCGAUUUGGUAGAACUCAAAAGCCUUGGAGACAGAUCAUGCUUAGGUGAAACAAUCGCAGAAGCCCUCCUCUUAGAUUAUAAACAAAACAAAUUUAGAAUCAAGAACAGCCAAGUUCAAAAGGCGCUACAGGAAACAUGGGAGUUAAAGGUAGAAAGGAGAAAGAGAGAGAAAACUAUGUCUGAGGAAAAACUUGAAGAGAGAAGGGACUUAGCAAACCUGAUAAAGCAACAAGCAAACCAUAGGUUCUGGUUAGGAGAUGUAGAAGCAGCAGUAAAGAGCUAUACUGAAGCAUUAGAUGCAUGCCCUUUGAAGCUUAGAAAAGAGAGAAUGGUUCUCUACAGUAAUAGAGCUCAGUGUUAUUUGCUACUUAGGGACCCUGACGCCGCCAUUAGAGACUCAACUCGAGCUCUUUGCCUCUCCAAUCCUACAAAUUCUCAUGGUAAAAGUCUUUGGAGAAGAUCACAGGCUUAUGACAUGAAGGGAUUGGGUAAAGAGAGCUUAAUGGACUGUAUAAUGUUCAUCAUUAAUGGUCGCAUCUACUCAGAGACUAACAAGCGUGUGAAGAUUCCAUACUAUGCAGCUCGUAUGAUCAGCAAACAGAUGGGUGUCACAUGGCUGUUUGCCAAUGCCCACUCGAAGGCCACAAUCAGUCAUCUGAGAAAAGUACAGGAAUCAAACGAUGAUUAUGAGAUAAAUAGCAAUGAGGAUCAGCAAGAAUAUGACGAAAUGAUGAGAAUGAUGAAGGAGAAGAAAAGUAUUGCAUCUGGUGAGCAUAUACUUGAUUAUCAUAAAGUAGCACAGUCAUCACUGCAACUCAAUCUUCCGAAAAUUCAAAUGGUUAUAUAUAUAGUAGUACCUUUAGCUUUCGUGAGUGUAGUGUUUCAUGACUUUUUGCUGUGGAAUGCCAGUGGUGUUGCCAGUGGAUCUUUUAUAUUUUUCAGAACAUUUUACGCACUAAUCCCUGUCUGGUAUAUGUAUAAUGACCGGAGUGCAUCCAUUCAAGUCAUCGCCUCUAGGGUUGUACGGUUGUUUUUUGAAUCUAAGGCUUGUUUUAAGCUAUGGACCAUAUCUCCAAUUGAGGCUGCUCAUAGCUUAGGAUCUUACCUAAGGUUAUUUCGUCUCUUUCUCGGUUUCCCCAUUAUUCAUAGAUUAUGCAGUGUUCUACUUGGGCUAAAGCCCGAGUUCCUGAAGCCCAACCUUGCAUCUUAUUGGGCUGAUUUUAAUAGAAGAUAUUCUAUUCCUUCGGAUGCUGAUUUGAUUCGAUUUGAUAUCGGCGGCGAUGGAUCCUUGCGCGAGAAAUGA
Molecule: messenger RNA, 2661 nt
Organism: Durio zibethinus
Lineage: Eukaryota; Viridiplantae; Streptophyta; Magnoliopsida; Malvales; Malvaceae
Source: RefSeq, a predicted model, not a curated record